Arthroderma uncinatum is the source of this 1500-nucleotide messenger RNA. RefSeq lists its product as uncharacterized. Bases 1 to 1500 code for a protein of 499 amino acids. NCBI's taxonomy places the organism in Eukaryota, Fungi, Ascomycota, Eurotiomycetes, Onygenales, Arthrodermataceae. The record is from RefSeq and is a predicted model, not a curated record. The transcript is spliced from 2 exons.
AUGCCGGUUGGCCCAAAGAAAGAUCAAGCAUUCCAUAUUGCUUGUCUGACCACUUCUCAGAGAAUCUACAGCGCCUCUAGGCUUCGACGACUGUUUCUUAUUAAGGUCGCAGAUGACCUGAUGUGGCAUGUCGCCGCCCCGGAUAUACGUCUGUUGUCAGAGGCCUUCAUUGCGGCCACAGAACGAAAGCCAUGUUCGUCAACGUCCUCGAAAUUCUCGGAUCUAUCUCCUGUAUCAUGGGGAAAGACUGAGUCGCAAAAAUCAGAAAGCCCUCCGAUAGACCAGACAGUGCCGUCAACUUCAGACACGCAGCCUGGAUCGAGUCCAAGAGCCGUAUCUAAUAUGCUUAGCCAGUUACGCGAUGGCGAAUUGCUCCCACGAAACACGAUACAACAGUCUACGAUGGAAACAUUUUCAGUCUACCAGAACCAAACUGCAAAACGCAAACAGGAAGAAAGUGACAGCUUCGACGAUACCUCAACCGACGAGAGACCGAAGAAACAUUCCAAGAGCGACCGCGAUGACGGUGACGGCGACGGCGACGAGGAUGACGAAGACUCCAGUAUUCCGACUGCGUGGAUGUCGCCAUCAAGCGAUGCCAGAAGCAAUAGACCUGAAUUCAUGUACCUCCCUCACAGUGUGCACCAAAAAAUUAUCGACAAACUUGCGUUACUGGAUGUAAUCCACCUUGGCCUCACAUCUCGCUACUUUUUGAGGCUGCUUGCAAAGCAUCUCCAGUCGAUGACCACCACCACCUUGGGCCAGUGGGCAGGGCAGAGUAUUAUAUGCCUUGGGGAUGAGACCGCCGACAACGACUUCCCUCCCACGGUAUAUCAAGAGCCUACACUUCAAGUGACCUUCGGCCCAGAAUUAGACAAAUCAGCCGAUAUGGAUCACCCAACCCUGCUCGAGUAUGUUCGUGGCUGCGACUCUGCCCCUGCGCCGUUUAUUCCCACCUUGGCAGACUGUGGGUUUCUCAGUUCCAAAGGGUUUGACGAGGAAUUUUACAAUCUACCAGUUACCCUUAUAGGCGAGAUGAUUGAUCGACUCUGUCCGGCGAUGAGUGACUUUUACCCCGAAAAUGUUGACUGGGUGCUCCGAAACCUCACAACUAAUGAGUAUGUCCUCACGGAAGCUAUAUCUUUGAGGAAGCAGGAUAGACACGGCCCACAAAACGACUAUGUAGGGUUUGGAGAUGCAAUUUUGAUACGUGCCUGUUGGUCAACCAAGCCUCCUCUAGGGCUCAAGAUCGCCAAGGGUAUGCCAAUCCAUCGGGGCGUGUGGGCUGGGCAUCGACUCGAAAUUAUACCGCUGAGUGACCACCGUCGAGAAAUGAUAGCGCAAACGCAGGAGAACCGAUUACGACAUGAGCGAGGGGAGUCGGUUGAGAAGUGCUGGAAAGAUGUUACUUCUGAGGUAAGAGAUGAGGUCGGAAGCCUGUGGUCGCGUGAGUGUGGCCGUCACUGGAAGACUAUUUUGUUUCGACGGACUAUUAAGUGA